This is a messenger RNA of Cooperia oncophora, 228 nucleotides long. Lineage: Eukaryota; Metazoa; Nematoda; Chromadorea; Rhabditida; Trichostrongylidae. The record is from the annotation of a GenBank genome assembly.
AUGUCUGUGGGUCGAGCUUACCACAAAGCGACUAAACUGGACGGCUUCCUUUACGUAACUGGUGGGUCAGAUGGAACGACGACUCUGGAUGUUGUUGAACGGUAUGACCCUCGGGAAAACAUAUGGACCAUUGUGGCACCUAUGAUACCCGUCGACAAGAUCACUCUGUGUCCGCGCUCAAUGGCUGUUUAUAUGCCGUCGGAGGUUUUGACGGAGUAUCAGUACUGA